Morchella importuna is the source of this 300-nucleotide messenger RNA. RefSeq lists its product as uncharacterized. NCBI's taxonomy places the organism in Eukaryota, Fungi, Ascomycota, Pezizomycetes, Pezizales, Morchellaceae. The record is from RefSeq and is a predicted model, not a curated record. The transcript has 3 exons. The coding region runs from base 1 to 300 and encodes 99 amino acids.
AUGAAGAAAAGAAGCAAGUGUGACUCCUCUCCGUAUCGAGGAUCAAGGACUAGGAUCGCAACGAUCGGUCUCAAGAUUUCGUUUUAUGGUAAUAUUUUCAAGAGGAAACCCAAUCCCGCCCCUCGCCGAGAAAAAGAGAAUGCGAAACGUCCCAAACAAUGGCAAAAACAAAUUAACGUAGACUCGUGUACCCUACCGCCAUUAGAGAAAUGCUUGACUCCUCAGGUUUUCGGACCACAGCACGAUCCAUUUGCCGGUGAGAAGACCGAAAGUAGAGAGGGAAAAAUAGUCAACUUUUGA